Molecule: messenger RNA, 2928 nt
Organism: Cyclopterus lumpus (lumpfish)
Lineage: Eukaryota; Metazoa; Chordata; Actinopteri; Perciformes; Cyclopteridae
Product: calpain-15-like
Exons: 12
Coding region: 1-2802 (933 amino acids)
Biological process (GO): proteolysis
Cellular component (GO): cytoplasm
Molecular function (GO): calcium-dependent cysteine-type endopeptidase activity
Source: RefSeq, a predicted model, not a curated record
AUGGGAGGUUCCACCUCCUCCCUGGUUGACCAGGCCGAGGGUGACGAUGCGGCGCCCCGGGGUGCCGCUCUGCCCCCGUCCCCCGUCAUGGGAUGUCUGAGGAGCAGCCAGAGCGCCUCCCUCCCCCGACAGCUCCCCCGACCCGGCCGGCACCGAGAGCGCAGUUUCUCCUCGGGGUCGAUGCCCGUGCAGAGGAGCCAGUGGGCUUGUGGCUGCUGCACAUUCCUCAACGCCGCCGGCGCCCCCAACUGCUCCGUCUGCGAAGCCCCCCGGCGGAGACCGGACGCCCGUUGGUCGUGGCAGGGGCCCGGCGAGGAGGCCGGCCGCUGGUCCUGCCCGCGCUGCACGCUGUCCAACCCCGCCGGCCGGCCGGCCUGCUCGCUGUGCGGCUCCCAGGACCGACCCAGGGGGGGCCCGUCCGGGGACCGGCCCCGACCUCGGCGCUCCAGCAGCUGCUCCGGACCCCUGAGGCCGGAGGACGGCGUUAUCAAGAGCCUGGUUUGGGAGUGUUUCAGGUGCACUUUGCAGAACACGCAGACCUCCAUGUGCUGCUCCGCGUGUGGCGGGCCGCGCAAACUGUCGCUGCCCCUGAUCCCCGCUGCCGCCUUGCUCGCGCCGCGGGAGCAAACCGGAGAUGGGCGGCCGGAGCCUGCGCUCUCCACACCCUGCGGCCGCAGAGAGAUGCCCCCCCCAGAGGGCGGCCUCGCUCCAACUCCUCACGCCAGCCCUUCCCCGCCCACGCUCGCCGUCUCCCAACCAGAGCUGCCGCACGGCAGACGACUCAGCAUCCUGAAGGAGACGUCGCCGCUGUCGCCUGUACCGGACGCCCACGCGCCUCACGGACACGCCGCCCCGCUGCAGCCGGCGCUGCAGCCGGCGCUGCAGCCGGCGCUGCAGCCGGCGCUGCAGCCGGCGCCGGCCCCGAAGAGGAAGCAGAGCACGCCGGUGGAGGCGCUGCGACAGAGCGACGAAGGAGAGGCCAAGCAGCUGUGGGAGAACAUCGUCAGCUUCUGCAGGGAGAACGCCGUGACGUUCGUGGACGACAGCUUCCCUCCCGGUCCGCGGUCCGUGGGCUUCCCGGCGGACGACGGCGUGCAGCAUCGCGUCAUCAGGUGGCUCCGCCCACAGGAGAUCAGCUGCUGCUCCUCCAGAGAGCGCGCUGUCACGUGGUCCGUCUUCCGCACGCUGCGCCCGUCCGACAUCCUGCAAGGACUUCUGGGUAACUGCUGGUUCCUGAGUGCCUUGGCGGUUCUGGCCGAGCGGCCCGACCUGGUGGAGAAGGUGAUGGUGACGCGCUCGCUGUGUGCGGAAGGAGCCUAUCAGGUCCGUCUGUGCAAAGACGGCUCAUGGACCACGGUGCUGGUGGACGACAUGCUGCCGUGUGACGACAGCGGGCACCUCCUCUUCUCCCAGGCCCAGCGGAAGCAGCUCUGGGUGGCUCUGAUUGAAAAGGCGCUGGCCAAGCUCCACGGCUCCUACUUUGCUUUGCAGGCCGGUCGUGCCAUCGAGGGCCUCUCCACGCUGACAGGGGCCCCCUGCGAGUCACUGGCCCUCCAGAUCAGCGCCACCAACCCCAAGGAGGAUCCCAUCGACACGGACCUCAUCUGGGCCAAGAUGCUGAGCUCCAAGGAAGCAGGCUUCCUGAUGGGGGCGUCUUGUGGCGGCGGGAACAUGAAGGUGGAUGACGCGGAGUACGAGUCCCUGGGUUUACGUGCACGACACGCGUACUCCGUCCUCGAUGUGAGGGACGUGGACGGUCACAGGCUGCUGCAGCUCAGGAACCCGUGGGGUCGCUUCUCCUGGACCGGCCCCUGGGCGGACGACUGGCCCAACUGGCCUCCCCACCUGCAGAGGGAGCUGUGCGCCCGGCGAGCCGAGGAUGGCCUAUUCUGGAUGGACUUCUGGGACUUCAUCAGGUACUUUGACUCAGUGGAUAUCUGUAAGAUUCACUCAGACUGGCAGGAGGUCCGAGCUCCGGGUGUUUUCCCGCGAGGAGCCGGCGUCCCGGUGAGGGUGGCGUCCAUCACGGUGCUGGAGAGAACGGCCAUGGAGCUGGCUUUGUUCCAGGAAGGCAGCCGGCGGUGGGACGCGGCGCAGCGCCACCUGCUGGACCUGUGCGUGUUGCUGUUCCGGGUCUCCUUUGACAGCUCUGGCACGCCGGCGCUCGGCCGCCUGCUGGCCCACAGCCGGCGCUCCGUGAGGAGGUUCGUGGGCUGCGACGUCAUCCUGGAGCCGGGAGAGUACGCUGUGCUGUGCUGCGCCUUCAACCACUGGACCAGCACCGCCACGCAGGGCACCACCGGCGCCGGCCGGUCGGAGGAGCCCGGCUUCCUGCUGGCGGUCUACAGCUCCAGACCGGUGGUGGUGGAGCAGCUCCCGGCCUCCAGCACCACCAUCGCCGACGCCGUCAUCCAGCUGACGGAGACCAAAGGAGAGAGACACGAGGGCAGGGAGGGGAUGACCUGCUACUACCUGACCCACGGCUGGGCGGGGCUUAUCGUCAUGGUGGAGAACAGGCAUCCGCGGCACCACCUGCACGUGUCAUGUGACUGCAGCGACAGCUUCAACGUGGUGUCGACACGCCGCAGCCUGAAGACCGUGGACAGCAUCCCUCCUCUGCACAGACAGGUGCUGGUGGUUCUGUCCCAGCUGGAGGGGAACGCCGGCUUCUCCAUCACUCACCGGCUGGCUCACCGGAAGGCCGUCCAGGCUUCUCUGGGGAACUGGAGUCCCUCCAAGGCCAGACACAGUCCGGCCCUGAGCCCGGAGACGGCAGGUCUGCAUCAGCCUCGACCCCUCUGACCUCUGACCUCUGACCCCUGACCCCAGACGUGAGGCUUCGUGGUGGAAGACGUGCUCGCUUCCUCGAGUUCAUAAAGACGUUCCUUCACACGGACGUUCCUUCACACAGACGUUCCUUCACACGGA